Messenger RNA from Vespa crabro (European hornet), 505 nucleotides. RefSeq lists its product as uncharacterized. The transcript is spliced from 3 exons. Bases 187 to 426 code for a protein of 79 amino acids. The record is from RefSeq and is a predicted model, not a curated record. NCBI's taxonomy places the organism in Eukaryota, Metazoa, Arthropoda, Insecta, Hymenoptera, Vespidae.
UCGACGUUCAGCUCCUGUGACAAGUUCUUUUCAAGAACUGUUUGUUUCAUGGUUCAGUUUCGUAUUCGUAUAUUACUUUUGUUCGGUCGUACGAAAAGAAGGUAUUAUAUAAUAUAAAAUUGUAAUUUUAUUUAAAUGUUUUAUUAAAUUAAAAUAUUACAAAAUAAAAAUAUAUAUUAGUAAAAUAUGGCUGAUGCACCAUCUAAAUCUCGUCCAAUGAAAUAUCCAUAUACAACAGCUGCGCAAAUAGCACAGUUUCCAUAUCGGCAUUAUUUUAAACAUAGUUGGUUAUUGAAAUACUGGAUGAUUGCUGUAGUUAUCUCUGCACCAUUAUUUAUAAAAAUUCAAAAAUUAUCCUACUCAGAAGGAAACGUUAAAGUAUGGAACGAAAAGAGAAAGAAAGAAUUUGAAGGACAUGGUCAUUAAGAAAAAAACUUCAAUUAGUACAUAGCAUGUUGUAACAUUAAAUGUAAAAGAAUAAAUAAAGUAAUCUGUACUCAUAUAA